UGAGUGAAAUCUAAAAGUAAUAGCGUGGUUAUAACAACAAAAGAAGUUAGAUUGAAAAUGAUGUCAAUCGACGACGAAGCACGGCGGGCCAUGCAAGGACCUCCAACGACACAGUCGGAAUUCCUUGCUCGUUCGAUGCAGCAGAGCACCUCCGGUGGAUCGAAUCCCCGUCAGACUAGCAUGGCUUCUUCUGGUCCUCCAUCGGCUCAAUAUCGUGUGAGCCAGACACCAGAGGGGAUUGAUUUAGAAAGUUCCCGCAUUGCACCUGAAAUCCAGUCGAAAGAAGGGGCUGACGAAUCAACUGCAAGAAUGCGAUACUGGGUAAUCAUCUUCGGCCUCCUGAUCGUUAUCUGUGUGGGAGCUGCGGCGAUCGUCGUACCUCUCUAUGUCAAACCCCAGUACGAGUCUGACCCCAUCGUGAUUAUUCAGACAGGUGCACCUGCCCCUUCCGCUUCUGUUGUCCCGAACAGCUCUCCAACUCAAGCUCCGACGCCAAAAGAUGUUCCUACAUUACCACCAACUACAGCGGCAUUUGCAACGUUUGUGAAUCAAUUUGCAUUAGAAAUAUCGGGAUCUGAGGCCUUCGAAAAUCCCGAUUCACCUCAAUACAAAGCUGCUGAUUUCAUCGCGAAUGAUGCCGAAUACGCACCAAGGUUAAGCGACAAAGCGAUGUUGGGAGACUUAUACGCUGCCUCUGUAUUCUACUUUUCCACAGCUGGAGAGUACUGGUUUGAAUGUUCCCAAGGAUCUGACAAUUGUCCAGAUGGAAUUUCGUGGAUGAGUUCUAACGUCACAUAUUGCCACUGGAGUUGGAUUGGUUGUAACGAUGCUGGUCGAAUUGUGGAUAUAGUUUUUAGUAAGUACGACGUUUUGCUAAAAUAUUGGAAUACUGGAUUGCGAGAUCACAUCACUUGCUCCACGAAAAGUAAUUCGUUUCGUUCCUAAUUACACGGCAUCCUUUGGUUGUUGGUAAACGCUUUUCUUACAGGUGAAAACAAAGGCAACAAUCUCACGGGAACUCUCACCUCCGAACUAGGUCUUCUUACUGAGCUCGAACAAUUUGUUGCUGUGAAUGACGACAUCAAAGGAGCCUUGCCUGAUGAAUUGGGGAGUUUAACGCAUAUGACCCACCUUAUCCUUGCAAACAACUCAUUGAGUGGAAGGAUUUCUGACACUUUCUUAGAGAAUUCCCCCGUAGAAGUAUUUAUGCUCUCCGAUAAUAAGUUCAAAGGAAACAUCCCUAAGUCGUUGACGCUCAUGCCUUCAAUAUUGCAAAUUUUUCUCAGGAACAAUCGAUUCUCAGGACCUAUUCCCGAAGAACUUGGUGCACUUCCACAUUUGGCAACUCUUGAUUUGGCCGGGAAUCGCUUCGAAGGAGAAAUUCCAGAUUCGAUAUUUUCACCAACCAUGGAAAAUUUGUACCUAGGUGGUAACUCAGAAAUCACCGGUACCCUUUCUCCGGCUGUUGGAAGUGCUGCUAACCUAGUUCGACUUUACAUUUCAGGUACAAGAAUCUCGGGUAGUCUUCCCGAUGAUCUUUUCACACUUGGACAUUUGUCUGAGCUUGUAUUAUCCAACAACACACUGACUGGUGAAUUGCCUGAAUCCGUCGCUAACCUGGGAGGAACUCUUCGGUUAAUGAAGCUGGACGGAAACAAGUUCUCCGGUGACAUGCCCAGUGCAGCAAUCAAUAGCUUGGUCGUCAGUAAUGUACUGACGUUUGAUAGAAAUUCGUUUACAGGCGCAAUUUCUCCUACGACAUGUAGAAGAAGAGGAGAUGGUUAUCACGAUCUGCAAAUACUUUCAGUUGAUUGCGCAGAAGUGACAUGCAGUUGUUGCAACAACUGUGCGCUGUAAGUGACUUUUUCAAAUGGAUGAUUGUUUCAGUAAGGAAUUGGAAAGAAGAAAGCUCUGCUGCCGUUCAUGUAUAAAUGCAGUUUGUAUCACCAGCAACAUCAGUUGCUGGCUGGUUGCGUUGGACUGAGUUGUUAUUUCUUGAAAAAGAGAGCUAUGGAAUUUUUAGUCGGUACAGUAGUAUUACGUGGUAAAAAAAUAAUAGUUGAACUUUAAU
This is a messenger RNA of Pseudo-nitzschia multistriata, 2071 nucleotides long. NCBI's taxonomy places the organism in Eukaryota, Bacillariophyta, Bacillariophyceae, Bacillariales, Bacillariaceae. The record is from the annotation of a GenBank genome assembly.